Molecule: messenger RNA, 881 nt
Organism: Mya arenaria
Lineage: Eukaryota; Metazoa; Mollusca; Bivalvia; Myida; Myidae
Exons: 5
Coding region: 1-423 (140 amino acids)
Source: RefSeq, a predicted model, not a curated record
AUGGUUUCAAAAUGCAUUAACAUUGAAUGUAACGAGUUUGGAAAAUGGUUGAGUGGCUGCGCCGAAGGUUACACGGGAUCCAAAUGUGACACAGAUGCAACGCUUCAUAUCAGGGUUGGACUUUUCGUUGGCAUUCUUUUAGUAGGAGUUAUCGUGUCCGUAAUAGCGACGUUGGUUGUUUUGCUGUUGAUAAGGAGAUUUAAAAGAAAGAAGGGAAAAGAAGCGUCAUCCAGUGGGAUAAAUACAAACACACCGAAAUCCGAUCAAAGAGGGCCGAAAUAUAAUUACGAGGAUUUAGACGACGCAACACGUGAGCAGCAACAGAACCAUGAAUAUGACAUGCCACAAACUUCGAUUGAAGAAGUUGAAAGGCGGUCUAGUAAAGAUGUACAAACUGUAGAUUACGAGAAUGCUCAUUGCUGAUUCCGUUGAUAUUUUGUGUGGAUAAUAUAGAACCAACGUAACCAAUUGUGUCCUUUUGAACAAAAACAGUGUUAUAAUUCUCAAAUAAUUACCGGUGUAAAGAGAAAAUCGAAUGGCAUCAACGCAAUAUGUAUUACAUAAUAGGUAUGAACGAGAGACCGUGAGUUGUUUCUUUAGUAGUUGCUGUAGAAACUGGAUAAAGAGUAACACAGAAAACCUCAAUCAAUUAAAGUACUAGCGAAUGUUUCAGUAUUACCUUAUGUAUUUGUUUAAAUGUGUAUUUUAAACAGUUCGAUGAAGGCUCUGAAAAAAAAAACAGAUAUAAAAACUGGUCGCAAUGAGACUGUGUAUGGUUGAAUUUCAUCAUACGGAUUUGUCUUUUACAUCAAAUAUGCUGUUAUAUCUUUCUAUGAUUGUUGUUGGUCCACGUCGUUACUUCUUUGUAAUAUAGUGAAUAA